UGUAAAAAAGACAAACAAACAAGCGGCGAGUGAAGUAGAUUUCUUGUGAACCUAUUUUCCGACACAACAUCACGCGUUUUCUGUUUUCUUCUUUCUUACAGAAACCCAAAGAAACUGAACACUAAACGUCGCCGUUUACAAUCCUUCACAAACACUCUACACAACCGACAGAAAUUCCAAAUUCAAAAGAAAGCGACACCGUUUGGUUUGGUCUGGUUGCUCACUUUGUUCAGUAUUAUAUAAUAACACGAGAACCAGGCGUACGUAAGACGCAAAGAGCAUAAAUCAAAAAGAAGCAAAACGACAGCGUUUUACACCACUAUGUCGACUUAUUACACGCCGUUGAUCGCAACGAUGAUGAUGAUCGCAGUGGUAGUAGUAGGGAGAGAAUUACGGCCGUCCGAUCACGGACUGGAGUACCAGAGCUCAGCACCGGUAGGACAGAAAUUACCGCCGGAAGUGAAGGAUUUCUUCGGAACAUCAGCAACGUCGACAGCUAGUACUGGCGGCGGCGGCGGUGGUAAUAAUAAUAAUACGAAUAAUAACAAUAAUAAUGUAGCAUUGCCAAAAGCGAUCAACUCAACUGACACCGCGUGGUGGAACGAUGUUUCCGGUAACAGCGGCAGUCGCCGCCGUGCAGAAAGGCUGAGACACGUGCUGUUAGUGGCGAGUAUAGUGUGUGGGGUAACAGGAGCGGCGUUGCUGGUGGUCUCAGGUUAUGUAUAUUUUGUUAAAUAUAAGAAGAAAAAGUCAACAACGACUGAGAACAGUAGAGCCGUUGUUAUCAGUAAGUAAUUAGUAAAAUUUGAUUUUUUAAUUUUGGUAAAUUUGUUUAGUGGUAAUAAAUCAUUUGAUUGGGCGCUAGCAUUCAUAGAGAGUGCAUGAAUUCUUUGCUUCGCUUUGUUGUUUUGUAUUCUUAAAUUUUAAAAUGUAUAUAUUGAAUUUUCUAA
Messenger RNA from Mercurialis annua (annual mercury), 950 nucleotides. RefSeq lists its product as uncharacterized. Bases 322 to 795 code for a protein of 157 amino acids. The record is from RefSeq and is a predicted model, not a curated record. The transcript has a single exon. NCBI's taxonomy places the organism in Eukaryota, Viridiplantae, Streptophyta, Magnoliopsida, Malpighiales, Euphorbiaceae.